Messenger RNA from Gorilla gorilla gorilla (western lowland gorilla), 1513 nucleotides. Its product is annotated as keratin-associated protein 10-1. The transcript has a single exon. NCBI's taxonomy places the organism in Eukaryota, Metazoa, Chordata, Mammalia, Primates, Hominidae. Gene Ontology annotation, cellular component: keratin filament. The record is from RefSeq and is a predicted model, not a curated record. Bases 59 to 907 code for a protein of 282 amino acids.
CACACUGACUCCCACACUCACUCACACCGCCCGCAGCUCACCUCCUCCCCACCCCAGCAUGGCCGCAUCCACCAUGUCCGUCUGCUCCAGCGCUUGCUCCGACUCCUGGCAGGUGGACGCCUGCCCAGAGAGCUGCUGUGAGCCCCCCUGCUGCGCCCUCAGCUGCUGCGCCCCGGCCCCCUGCCUGACCCUGGUCUGCACCCCAGUGAGCUGUGUGUCCAGCCCCUGCUGCCAGGCGGCCUGUGAGCCCAGCGCCUGCCAAUCAGGCUGCACCAGCUCCUGCACGCCCUCGCGCUGCCAUCAGUCUAGCUGCCAGCCAGCUUGCUGCACCUCCUCCCCCUGCCAGCAGGCCUGCUGCGUGCCCGUCUGCUGCAAGCCUGUGUGCUGCCUGCCCACCUGCUCUAAGGAUUCCUCUUCAUGCUGCCAACAGUCUAGCUGCCAGCCAACUUGCUGUGCCUCUUCCUCCUGCCAGCCGGCCUGCUGUGUGCCCGUCUGCUGCAAGCCUGUGUGCUAUGUGCCCACCUGCUCUGAGGAUUCCUCUUCCUGCUGCCAGCAGUCUAGCUGCCAUCCAGCUUGCUGCACCUCCUCCCCCUGCCAGCAGGCCUGCUAUGUGCCCGUCCGUUGCAAGCCUGUCUGCUGCAAACCCAUCUGCUGUGUGCCUGUCUGCUCUGGGGCUUCCACUUCAUGCUGCCAGCAGUCUAGCUGUCAGCCGGCUUGCUGCACCACCUCCUGCUGCAGACCCUCCUCCUCCGUGUCCCUCCUCUGCCGCCCUGUAUGCAGGCCUGCCUGCUGCAUGCCUGUCUCCUCCUGCUGUGCCCCUGCCUCCUCCUGCCAGGCCAGCUGCUGCCGCCCAGCCUCCUGCGUGUCCCUCCUCUGCCGCCCCGCGUGCUCCCGCCCGGCCUGCUGAGCCCUCUGCUCAGGCCAGGAGUCCAGCUGCUGAUAUGCACCCCUGCUGGGCCAGCUGGGCUCAGUUCCUGACCUGGGUUAGGUGGCUGCCCCCACCUAGGACGGGUCCCCGUGUCUCCCCUGUGCUGAGGUGACCUCCCCCUCCUUGCUCCCAGGAGCCUCCAUCCUUGCAGCUCCCCAGCUCCUACGUCCCAGCAGGUGCCCACCUGCCUGCUAGGUCCCCUGUCCUCCCUCCCAGCUUCUCUGCUCUGGGUCACUUGGCCUCGACUUGAACCUGUCAGUACCUCCUCCUGCUCCCCAGUAAACUCCCCUUGGUCACCUGAUUCUCUUUUCCUGUAGUGCUCCUGGGGACACAUGGUUUUGAGUUCAGAUUGGUCUCUAGCCGUGACUGUUUCUAUGAAUGAGUGACUUAACCUAGAAGUCACAGGGGACAGUGGCCUAACUCCUCCAGGGGGUCACCAGGUGGAACUCACGGCCACGCCCAGGAAGGCUCAGUCCCGGCUCAGCCUCCAUGCCUGGGUCUUCCUGAGCCUGGUCAUUGGCUGCCGUGCCCUGGGCUGUGGGGCUCUCCAGGCCCCAGGACCGUCCCACCCACUGUCCCACCUGG